UUGGUUCUAGAGGGAAACAAGUUUCUUUACAGAGAUACUUUAGACCUGUGGGGCAGAAGGAUGAAUCUCACUUUUUUAAAAUGUGAAAAUAUAACAUUGGCUUAACCCACCACCAACCGCAGGAUAGGAUAGCUAAGAAUCUAUGUAAGUAUGACAUCAUACUGUCUCCGUUUUCCAUUCUAUUUACUGCACUCAUUGCCUAGUUACCAGCUGCGUGGGCUUGGGAGUCAUAUGUGAAUCAAUACUUCAGUGUCCCAACACUUCCCUGUGGGUAGAGUAAAAUACAGCUUUAGAAAGACAUUCUUCCUGAAACAAGGCAAUAUGGGAAGCAAGUUUAGCAAAAUAGUAGCCUGGUAUAACAAGCAUAUCAAGCAUGAGAGGGAACCCGCAAUCAAGCUCAUAGACCCUGUCUUUCACCACCAUAAAAUCAAAACCUAUGGCCUUGAGCUGAGAGAUUCAGAGCUGCCCCUGGAGGACAGAGCCAUAGCUGCAUUAUAUAUUGGACUUCUUACUUACACAGGUGGUGUCAAUGCUGCUUUGCUUGCAUCAGAAUACAUUCAGGAUAUGAUUAAUAUUUUGCUUAUGCCAGAUACUUCUGGGGAAGUGAGGACCUAUGUAUUAAAAGGGUUGUGUGGAAUUUGCUACCUAAGCUACUUAAACCAAAAUGAAGCCAAAGACAGACAUCUUAUGGAAAUCCUCCUUGCUUAUCUGGAAGAAGAUGAAGACCCUGAAGAUGAUGACCCUCUAGAUAUAAUCACUAUGAAGCUCUGGGUUUGCUACCUUAUGACUGUUGUCUGCUGUAACAACAUCCCUUAUCUCAAGUUAUUUAAUGAAGUGGGUGGCCUUAAGCUACGUAAAAGUCUGGAGUCCCUGUCUAAGCGGGAAUGGUUUAGCUGGCCGCAAAACUAUGCCAGGUUAAUGCUAGCGCUUCUAGCCUACCAAGAACAGGUAAAAGAAUCACUAACAGUUAAAAGUAAGAAAUCCAGCUUACAUGAAACGUAA
Messenger RNA from Zootoca vivipara (common lizard), 1002 nucleotides. RefSeq names its product armadillo like helical domain containing 2 (gene ARMH2). The record is from RefSeq and is a predicted model, not a curated record. NCBI's taxonomy places the organism in Eukaryota, Metazoa, Chordata, Lepidosauria, Squamata, Lacertidae.